Messenger RNA from Juglans regia (Persian walnut), 1785 nucleotides. RefSeq lists its product as uncharacterized. Lineage: Eukaryota; Viridiplantae; Streptophyta; Magnoliopsida; Fagales; Juglandaceae. The transcript has 2 exons. The record is from RefSeq and is a predicted model, not a curated record. The coding region runs from base 1 to 1785 and encodes 594 amino acids.
AUGAGUGAAUCCAUAAUUGUUUGGAAUGUCCGAGGCAUUGGCACUUCUAGUAGUCGUUUAAAAAUUUUGGUUUGUAAGUUCAAGCCUAAGCUUAUCGCGGUUUUGGAACCGUUCCAAAAUCAAAACAAAGCUCUUCAGUUGAUGAACUCUCUACAUUUUGAUUCAUUUGUUUCUAAUGUUGAUGGUGAGGGUAAAAUUUGGAUUUUUUGGGAUAAUGUUCUUGAUGUUCAAGUGGUGAGGACAAGCUUGCAGUUUAUUUCUCUUCGUGUUAAUAUGGGGUCUUAUCAGUUCUUGUGUAAUAUUGUUUAUGCUAAGUGCAGCAUGUAUGAGAGGAAAGGUUUGUGGGAGGAACUCAGUUCUCAAUCUCUUGGUUCGGAACCUUGUUUAUUUGCUGGUGAUUUUAAUAUUAUCCGUAAUAAUUCUGAGAGAAAGGGUGGUUGUCCCCGUCCUAAUGCCGCUAUGGAGGAUUUCAAUAAUUGGAUCCAUCAGGGUGGCUUGGUUGAAAUGAAAUCGAAAGGUAAAAAUUACUCCUGGUGCAAUGGGCAGUCGGGCCUUGCUCGGUCUUGGGCAAAAUUAGAUCGGGUAUUCAUGGAUGUUCCUUUGCUCACUUCUUUCUCGAAUGCUAUUUGUUCUUAUCUUCUGCGCACAACCUCUGAUCACUCUCCAAUGGUUAUUGAAUUUAAGAUGGAUCCUUUCUCUUAUGGCUCCUCGCCUUUUCGUUUCCAACAAAUGUGGGUGGACCAUCCGCAGUUUUUACAGCGUAUUCGUCAGGUGUGGUCUGCGACUGUUGUUGGCCAGGGUCUUACUAAAUUGGCAAUCAAAUUGAAAAAUACUAAGGUGGCUUUGCGAGAAUGGAACAAACAAAUUUUUGGCCAUACCACUAUGCAGAUUACUGCACUUGAGAGGCACAUUGAAGAGCUUGAAAAUAAAUUACAUAUAAAUUGGGAUGAAUCUACGGAAAGGGACCUCCUUAUCUCGUCUUCGGAAUUAGAUAUUUGGCUUCACCGUGAAGAUACAAGAUUGGUUCAGAUGUCUAAAUUAAAAUGGCAAAUGGAAGGGGAUCGGAAUACGAAGUUUUUCCAUGCAUGCCUUGCCAAUAAACGGCGCAAAAGAGUGGUGGAAAUGAGAUGUUCGAAUGGGAUGGUUUUCAAUUCACCCGAGAGUCUUCAUCAAGGGGCAGUGGAUUUUUUUUCUAAUUUUCUGCAGGGCAUGCCGAACAGAUUUCUUCCGAAUCUGUCAACUCUUAUUUCUCCUGUUAUUUCAGAUGCUGAUAGCGCAAUUAUGUGCUCUGUUCCUACAUUGAAUGAGGUUUUCUCAGCUCUCUCUUCUAUCCUGUCUAAUAGUGCUCCGGGACCUGAUGGUUUUGGUUCGGGAUUUUUCAAAAGUUGUUGGGAGGUUGUGAAAGAGGAUGUCUUGGAAGCCAUAUCUGAAUUCUUUGUUUCUAAACAGCUCCCAAGAUUUUUUACGGCCUCUUUUCUUGUCCUCAUUCCAAAGGUUUUGGAUAACACUAAAUGGCAUCUAAAAGAAGGAAAUAUUUUCUUCUGGUAUGAUAAAUGGCAGGAGAGAGGUCCUUUAGCUAAUGAGAUGCCUAUUGUGGGUAAUUCUCUCCUGAAAGUUAAAGACUGUAAAUUAUCUAAUAACUGGGAUGUGGAUUUUAUUCUCCAGUUAGUGGGCCUGGCAAAUCUGGACGGUAUUUUAGAGGACAUUUGUAAAGCUAAACCAGGGUUGGACGUGUUGAUAUGGACUAAAAAUGAUAAUGGAUUGUUUUCUACCAAGUCGGCUUGA